This is a messenger RNA of Racocetra persica, 175 nucleotides long. The record is from the annotation of a GenBank genome assembly. NCBI's taxonomy places the organism in Eukaryota, Fungi, Glomeromycota, Glomeromycetes, Diversisporales, Gigasporaceae.
AGAAAUAGAUUAUCUUCAAUAUGGUUCGUAUAAUGAUUGUGACAAUCGUAAUGAAUGUGAUCUGUAUAAUGAUCAUGAUGAUCGAAACGAAUGUAAUGAUUAUGACAAAUGUGAUUUGUGUAAUGAUCGUAAUGAUCAUAAUGAUCGUAAUAAACGUGAUGAUUGUGAACUAUAA